This is a messenger RNA of Pseudopodoces humilis (Tibetan ground-tit), 1875 nucleotides long. NCBI's taxonomy places the organism in Eukaryota, Metazoa, Chordata, Aves, Passeriformes, Paridae. The record is from RefSeq and is a predicted model, not a curated record.
AUGGAAACGGACCCCACAGGGCAGAAGUUCCGCAGUAAGAUCGAGCUGCGGCGGUUCCUGGGCCCCGGCCACGACCUCAGCAACUUCGACUUCAAAUCGGGGCUGGAGCGGCCGGGCCCCAGCGGGACCAGGAAGGGCCCCAAGUGGCGCCUGCCCCUCCCGGAGCCCCCCAGAACCUUCCAGGAGGAGGAGGAGGAGGAGAACGUGGUGGGCGGGGCUGAGAUCGAGAUGGCCCCGCCCCUUCAGCCGCAGUCCCCGCCCCCACCCGCUCAGGCCACGCCCAUCCCCAUCAAGGCCCCGCCUGUUCCUGUCCAGGCCCCGCCCCCUCCUCUCCAGGCACCACCGCUGCUCCUUCAGGCCCCGCCCCCUCCGGUCGAGGCCACGCCCCCAGCGGAGCCCCCCCCUCGCAGAACCCGGAAGCGGCCGCCCCUGGAGCCCCCCCAGGAUGGGGUGGUGGCGCUGUGUGCCGGCUGCCAGAGCCUCUUCCCGGGGGUGUCGCUGCCCCCCCAGCGCCGCUGCCGCUGGCUCUGCCCUGACUGCCGCGCCCAGAGACGCGACUUCAACCGGGAGCAGCGAUUCUACAAGCGGGUGGGCUGCGGCACGUGCCAGGCCUGCCGGAUCCCCGAGGACUGCGGCAUCUGCAGCGCCUGCGCCCGCAGCCCCCGGCCCGGGGACCCCUCCCAGCCCGGCCGCACCCCCAAGUGCCUCCUGCGCCGCUGCCUGCGCAUCGUCAAGAAGGGUCUGGGCUGCGGUUCGUGCUCCGGCUGUCUGAGCACCGAGGAUUGCGGCAGCUGCUGCGUCUGCCUGCGGCGGCUCCAGCCCGGCCGGAAGCGCCAGUGGCGCUGCCUGCGGCGACGCUGCCUGCGGCCCAAGAAGCCCAAGGUGGCCAAGAAGAGCCAGAGCCCGCAGCCCCCGACCGAGAAAUGGAAACCCCCCCUGGAGCGGGAGAACAGCGACGCCUCCGGCAGCAGGCACAGGAAGCCGCAGCCCCAGGGCAAGGAGAAGAAGAAGCCGGGGCGACCCCCGAAGCCCCCCGGCCCCCGCGGGGACAAGGAGGAGCCGCUGGGGGGGGCUGAGAACGACCCCGGGCCCCUCCCGGGCCCCCCCCUGCGCCUCUGCCCCAUCAAGGAGGAGGCGGGACCCCUCCCCCGCCUCGAGGUGAGACCCCCCAGCCGCCUGGGACCCUCCCUGGACACCCGGGACCCCCCUCUGACCCCCCCUGCCCCCCAGGACCCUCGCCUGGGGCUCCUCAUCGCUUCGGCCCCCCGCCUCAAAGGGGCCCCCCCGGAGCCCAGCGUCGCCCCCCAAAGGCCCCCCCCGGGGGAUUUGGGGGUCCUGAUCGCCGCCACCCCCCGCGUGAAGCAGGAGCAGCCGCAGCCCAGCGCGUCCCUGGUGCCGGUGCCCCCCCGGCCCCCGCCCCCCCAGCUGGUGGGGCCCUUCCCGCUGCCCCCCGGCCCGCAGCUGUGGCCGGGCUCGUUCCUGGAGGAGCUGGCCGAGAUCCCUCUCCCGGCUCACUGGGGCGUGGUGGGGGCUGCGGGGCCGGGGCCGUGCCCGGCGCGGGGUUUGCGGCUGGUGCAGCGCUGUCCCCGCUCGCCCAUGGCCGCGGCCGCCGUGCUGCUCAACCCGGGGCUGGCGUUCCGGGUCCUGGUGGCCCGCGGCCGCCCGGUGCCCCCCGGGCACGAGGUGCUGGCCCGGCGCCCCCCCCUGCGCUCCGUGCUGGACCUGGUGGAGCUGCUCUGUGAUCUCGAGGCUUACGGGCCCUGCCCGGGACCCCCGGGACCCCCGGCCCGGCCCCCCGCCCCCCGCUGCCAUGUGCUGGUGAGGGGGGGGCGCUGCUGCCGGCCCUGCCAGCUGCUGGCGGGGGAGGGGCACUGA